UUCUAUAGCAAUAUUUUCCGCUGGGAGACCACGAUCACUAUCCAGCUGAAGGACAUCCGAUGCAUCAAAAAAGGAAAAGACAGCGAAACUGAUUCCCAACGCCAUCCAAGUUUGCACUGAGAAUGAUAAGCAUUUCUUCACAUCGUUCGGGGCCCGGGACCGCUCCUUCCUGCUGAUAUUCCGCCUGUGGCAGAAUGCACUACUAGAUAAGACACUGUCCCCUCGAGAGCUGUGGAACAUCGUUCACCAAUGUUACGGUACGGAGCUGGGUCUGACCAGCGAAGAUGAAGACUACGUAUCUCAACGGGCUGCUGCUCAACGGCCUUGGGGGGAGCGAGGACUUUCCUGAAGGCCCUGAUCUGAGUGACACCUCCUCCAGGGGCGACACCAAGCUUGGCACCAGCCCUCCUUUGCCAGCCACUGACUCCUUCACCUCUCUUGCCAGCAGUGAUAGUAUGCUAACGCCAGCAGAGGAUUUGACCGGACAGUCGGACGCCUUGUCAGAUUCUCAGCUGGAUGGUUCCUCAAGCCAAACGGUGACUCCCCUCUCAGAGAUGGCCGGAACGGGAUUGCUGGACUCCAUGCCUACCUUGGACCGCAUGCCCAGCGAAGAUCUGCCUACCGAUCUGAGCAACAAUUCCACCCCAAGCUCCACCCAGGACGAGGAUGCCGGCGGAGUCUCUAAAGAUGCCAUUUCUUCAGACCUGCCUGGCAGGCUUCACAUCAACGCCGUGUACCAGUACGUUAACGCGGAGCGCCUACAACACGCGCUGGCCUUCGACACGAGAUUCAUGAGCGAAUUCAUGGAGCAUAGGAAGUUCACAGAUGUCAUAGUGAACCCCUGGGAAAGGGACAGCAGCGGAAGGCAAACCCGCGUUCUCAAUUAUACCAUUCCCAUUAAUAAUCCACUGGGACCAAAAACCGCCCCUGCAGUGGAGACUCAGACUCUCUACAAUCUAAAGGGCUCGGUGUUUGUCCUAGACACCCAAGUCAUAACCCAGGGCAUCCCGUACCAGGAUUAUUUUUACACUGCACAUCGGUACUGCAUCUCCGGCGUGGCCAAGAAUAAAGCUCGUCUCAGGGUGUCCUCAGAGAUAUGUUACCGAAAACAGCCUUGGAGCCUGGUACGGACGAUCAUCGAGAAGAACUCCUGGAGUGGGAUGGAGGAGCACUUUUCUCUUCUAGCCGAUGCAGUCGUCAAGUUUGAACAGUCCUGCGUGGAGGAGUUGGGCGGAAGAGAAAAACCAACCUUACGCCGCCGCAAGCGGACGCUGAGCUGGAAAAACCAUCACAACGACCCACUGAAUGUUGCCCCUCCACCGCUGGAGAGUGAGAGGGCAGCCCGCCACUCUAGAACGUCCGGCAGCGUCUCCUCGCAGCUCUCCCACCUGUCGGACCGAGGCUCUGUACAUAACAUCCCCGGCAUGCUAUUCGUCAUCAGUGUUGUCCUGAUUAUCCUGUUGGCCUUGAAUCUAAUG
Messenger RNA from Staurois parvus, 1478 nucleotides. The record is from the annotation of a GenBank genome assembly. Lineage: Eukaryota; Metazoa; Chordata; Amphibia; Anura; Ranidae.